AGGAUUGAAGUGAGACUAUUUUGCAUGUUUGUGUGAGGCAUAAUCAGUUGGAAGCUUUGAAGUUUUUGGUGAAUAAUAUGGAUGAUUACCAGAUUGUGAAUGCCAAAGAUGAUUAUGGCAUGACUGUUUUGCAUUUGGCGGUCACUAAUAAGCAAAUUGAGACAGUGAAGUUUUUGCUUACAAACACUAAAAUUGAAGUCAACGCAGUCAAUGCAAACAAGUUCACUGCACUGGACAUCUUAGCACAGAGCCAAAGGAGUGAGAAAGACUUUGACAUCUUAGAGUCUCUUCAUUCAAUGGGAGCAUCACGAGCCACAGAUCAACCCUUACCUAUGGAUCAUCAUCAUAAGCCUAUUAAAGCCUCAACUCAUCAUCAUCAUCACCAUGUUCAACAAGACAAAGCUACAACAAAGCCAAGAAACUGGCUAACCAAAAAGAGAGAAUCCCUAAUGGUGGUGGCAUCCCUUAUCGCCACCAUGGCUUUCCAAGCCGGAACAACUCCUCCCGGCGGUCUCUGGCAAGAUAACUCCUCCUCAUCCACGGCGGCGAACUCUCCUUCUUAUGAUCACUUAGCCGGAGAGUCAGUAAUGGCUUAUAAUGACAGUGAUUUUUUAUACCAUUGUUACUUAAUUUCUAACACUGUGGGCUUUGUUGGAUCACUGAGCAUAAUCUUGCUAUUCGUUACUGGGUUGCCCUUUUGCCACAGAUUCUUGAUGUGGGUCUCCACGAUAAUUUUGUGGGUGACUAUAACAGCCAUGACUGCUACUUACACCAUUGCCAUUUGGGUUGCUGCUCCACACAAUGAUAUGAACAUUGUUCGUCAUAUGUUAUUGUAUUUGAUACUAAGCUGGGCUGGAGUGAUGGUUGUGGUUGCACUGCUCCAUAUGAUCAAUAUUGUCAACAAGUUUUUUAAAUGGUUGGGAAAUAUUACCAUGGUUAGAAGAAAGAAAUUUGUUUAUGGCGAUGGGGCAGCAUCACUUUGAUGUUGGUACAAUUUCAUCGAAAAUAUGAAAUAGGAAAGUUCUGAAUAUAAUUUGGAAAGUUUCUUCACUAUCAUUCUUUCUAGUCGGGCCUCUGUGCUUGUCAUUUAUAUCCCGUGAAGUAGAAAUAAUUAUACAUACUUUGCUUAUGUUACUUAGUUAGAGUUGUUAAUUGAUCAUGUUUUUGCUAAGAAGUAUAAAAUAUAUAUAUAUAUAUAUAUUAGUAAGAAGGUUUAGCAAUAUGUUUGUGUUUUUUUAGCGUAUAUUUUUUUUAAAUACGCAGUUGGCAUUUGUAUUUUGUUAAAUGACAAUUUGGAUACUGUA
Humulus lupulus (European hop) is the source of this 1304-nucleotide messenger RNA. RefSeq names its product ankyrin repeat-containing protein At2g01680-like. Gene Ontology annotation, molecular function: protein phosphatase regulator activity; protein phosphatase 1 binding. NCBI's taxonomy places the organism in Eukaryota, Viridiplantae, Streptophyta, Magnoliopsida, Rosales, Cannabaceae. Gene Ontology annotation, cellular component: plasma membrane. The coding region runs from base 78 to 983 and encodes 301 amino acids. The record is from RefSeq and is a predicted model, not a curated record. The transcript is spliced from 2 exons.